UCUGUGUUUAUCAGUGACUAAAGUGAGGGAAGAUUUGGUUAUUUUGCUCAUUUGGUGUGUUUUUCUUAAAAUAACUAAAAUUUAGUUUAUUCCCUAUUUAAAAUUAGUGAUAUUUAGUUUUUCCCAUGGAAGGGGAAAUAACUCAAGUCGAAUCCGAGGCUAAUCCCAGUGAUGUAAAAGUUUUAGAUGUGAUUCCUGUUGAAUUAGUAGAUGGUGAAUCAUAUCAAGCUUUCAGAACCGUUGAAAAUGUGCAGCGAACGAAAUAUUAUAAACAAACCUAUAGACGGGCUUGGGAACAAAUGCCUGAUUUUGCCGGGUGGUUGACAGCAGUUGAAGAUGAGCCAACUAGAGCAUUUUGUAUCUAUUGCCAAAAAACCCUUCAUGCCCAUCGCCUUAGUUUAUUGAAGCAUACUUGUACUAUUAGACAUCAAAAAGCAGCUCAAUUGCACCAAAUAAGAAAGAUUAAACCCAUCAAAGGAUCACACAAUCAAGAUUCUAAUACAACUGAUGAGAAUGAAACAUGUACUCAAGAAGAUGACGAGGAAAUGGAAGAACAGUCAGAAGUAGUAGAGGAAGAAGAAGAUGAUGAAGGAGUGGAAAAUUAUGUUUAUCUAGUUAAAGAGGAGGAUGAUGGAGAAACUGAGGAGAUUCACCUUGUACAAGAUACUAAAGCAACAUCAAGCAGUCAACAAAUAUUUCCCCAUAUAUCAACUCAGGUGACAGAUGCUGUUAGGGGAUGUCCUGUUUCUGGAUUGGCUAUCAGUUUGUAUAAAUUGAUAGAAGGCAAAUGGACCUACAUCAAUGAAGGUUAUACUAAUCAUGAAGGUCGUUUCUCGAAAUUUAUUGAAGGUUCUAAUUUUACAUCUGGUCGAUACAAGCUGCAUUAUGAUGUUGAUAAGUACUUUGAAUCCAAGAAGCAAUCAUCGCUUUACCCUUUCAUUGAGAUAGUUUUUGAUUGCAAGAAUUUCAAUACCAAUUAUCAUAUUCCUUUGAUUUUGAGCCCCAACGGUUAUACCACAUUUAAAGGGUCCCUUUGAAUUCACUAGUAAUUUAAUUUUUUUUUUAACAUAAUGUAUUUUGUAGAAUAUCAUUUUGUAGAUUGAAUAGUAGAAAAUACUGAUAAGUUAUUGUAUGUGCCUAUUUUAAAUAAAACUGUUAUUUAAAUCUU
Coccinella septempunctata (seven-spotted ladybird) is the source of this 1168-nucleotide messenger RNA. RefSeq lists its product as uncharacterized. Gene Ontology annotation, biological process: purine nucleobase metabolic process. Gene Ontology annotation, molecular function: hydroxyisourate hydrolase activity. Lineage: Eukaryota; Metazoa; Arthropoda; Insecta; Coleoptera; Coccinellidae. Bases 126 to 1037 code for a protein of 303 amino acids. The record is from RefSeq and is a predicted model, not a curated record. The transcript has 6 exons.